Molecule: messenger RNA, 606 nt
Organism: Acanthamoeba castellanii str. Neff
Lineage: Eukaryota; Discosea; Longamoebia; Acanthamoebidae
Product: translation initiation inhibitor, putative
Exons: 1
Coding region: 1-606 (201 amino acids)
Source: RefSeq, a predicted model, not a curated record
AUGAAGAGCAUUCUCAUCUUCGUUCUGGCCUUCGUGCUGCUCGCCGCCCUGGCCUGCAAGGCCAGUAAUGACAACGGGGCCAGCGAGUGCGUCGAGUACAACAACCCGCCCGGCGCCAUCGGCACCACGGGCACCUGGUCCAUCCAGGCCAACAUCAAGAACAAGCACUGCGUGCCCAUCCACGUCGCCGGCAUGCGCGGCAUCAACCCGAACAACAACACGCAGGUCUCGCUCGCCAACGGCGUCUACGCCCGCGUCAAGCAGGCCUUCGUCAACAUGCUCUUCAACGCCGCGUCUGCUGGCGCCACCGCCCAGGACUGCGCCGAAGUGGUGGUCUACGUCGUCGACAUGGUCUCCAUCCGCCCCGUCGUGAACCAGGUCCAGACCGAGCUCUGGGGCGCGCCCACCGCAACCAACCCGUUCCCCUUCCCGCCCCGCACCAUCCUCCAGAUCAGCGGCUUCAACGGCCUCACUUGCCAGUACGCCACCGAGCCCAAGUACCGCCAGGGCACUGCCGGUGCCAACGGCCAGGUCGUGUGCGCUGACAACGGCACGCCCAUCGGUGACAUCAUGGAGGUCAAGGGCACCUUCUACGUCCGCGACUAA